AUGCUUGAUGUUACAUUACCCUAUCAAUCAUUAAUUGGUGAACCCGAUUCUGAUGCUAUUGAAAUGUUUUGUGGUCAAAUACCACGGACGAUGUUAGAGAAUGAAUUACGUCUUUUGUUUGAACAUUAUGGACGAAUAUAUAAAUUAAAUAUUUUACGUGAUAAACAAACUGGUGAAUCCAAAGGUUGUUGUUUUAUAACUUAUUAUACACGUCAAGCUGCACUUAAUGCUCAAAAUGCUUUACAUAAUUUAAUGAUUUUACCUGGUAUGCAUCAUGCUAUACAAAUGAAACCAGCUGAUACAGAAAAUCGUAAUGAAAGAAAAAUUUUCAUUGGUAUGAUAUCAAAAUCGUGUAAUGAAGAUGAUAUUAAACAAUUAUUUUUACCAUUUGGUAUAAUUGAAGAAUGUACCGUACUUCGUGAUUUAAAUAAUCGAUCACGUGGUUGUGCAUUUAUAACUUAUCAAAAACGACAAUCAGCUUUCAAUGCUAUAAAAACUAUGCAUCAUUCAUGUACAAUGGAUGGUUGUUUAUCGUCAUUAAAUGUUCGUUUUGCUGAUACAUCAAAAGAUAAAGAAGUUAGAAAAAUACAACAAAAAUUUAAUGAAAAUCUUCGUCAACAGAUAACAACAAAUAAAACAAAUGAAAAUUUAAAUUCUUUUAAUUUAAUGCUUUUUAAUCAACUUUCUUCCAAUGAUCUAUCUUGUGGAGAUAGUAAUACAAAUAAUAUAUUUUCACUUUCUAAUAUCUUUGCAUCAAAAACUGAGUGGCAAGAUGUCGGAACUAUAGAAAAUAAUUCUCGUAAAUUAAAUGAUCGAAUUUCUGCAGUUAAUAGAAUGAAUAUAAAUACAUCUUUAUUAUAUGAUGAAGAUCAAAAUACAAAACAACAACAUAUAAUUAAUAAUAAAGAUAACCUGUCAACACUGACUAAUCUCUUUGUCAAUAAUGAAAUAAAUCCAUAUACAUGGCCUAAUGUAACAGAUGAUGAUCAUCUUCAUCGAUUAGAUGACUUCCUGUCAUCAACUACAAAUAGAACAUUAAAUAUUCAUAACCUUUCAUCUCCUAAAUAUAAUAAUUCUCCAUUAUUAACUAAACAACAAAAUAACAAUAAUUCUCAAUUAAUAAAUAUAAACGAUGAAAAGCAAAUAAUUGGACCAUUAGGAUCUAAUCUUUUCAUCUAUCAUCUUCCAUCCGAAUUUACUGAUCAUGAUUUAGCACAAACAUUUUCACCAUUUGGAAAUAUUCUAUCUGCUAAAGUCUUUAUUGAUAAAGUAACAAAACGAAGUAAAUGUUUUGGUUUUAUUUCCUAUGAUAAUAUCUAUUCUGCUAAUCAAGCCAUCAAACAAAUGAAUGGCUUUCAAAUUGGUUUCAAACAUUUAAAAGUUCAAUUAAAAAAAAAUUUAUAUUGA
This is a messenger RNA of Adineta steineri, 1407 nucleotides long. The record is from the annotation of a GenBank genome assembly. Lineage: Eukaryota; Metazoa; Rotifera; Eurotatoria; Adinetida; Adinetidae.